This is a messenger RNA of [Torrubiella] hemipterigena, 1693 nucleotides long. NCBI's taxonomy places the organism in Eukaryota, Fungi, Ascomycota, Sordariomycetes, Hypocreales, Clavicipitaceae. The record is from the annotation of a GenBank genome assembly.
GGUGGAGUCGACCAUCGAGAUGCCGAGGCAAAUCAAUCGUUCAUAUCUAUUUAUAUCCCGUAUCAAUUGAAGCAGUUGGCGAAAAAAGGACCAAAAAUAUCUACUUGCUCAGACAUAAUGAUUGGCUGUACAUCUCUUUUGACCCUUGUUCUCGCCCUCGUCAACAAUGCAAGUCUUUGUCUUGCAGACGAUACGCAGGUCGCCAACUUUGACAUCCCGCCGUCUGUAGCUGCAGCACACGAUUGCGAUACAGUAUGCCAGAGGCGUCUCAAUCUCACUAUACCUGCCGACCGUGAUGCUGUAGGCUUGAAGUUUGAUGUGAACUUCUUUGCCACCGCCUCCAACUUUUCCGAGACGGAAACGAAGCCCGGCGAUGUCUUGAAGCUGCAGCCAGUUGACCCCAAGACGCUCCAGAUCAACGGCGGUGCUACCGUCUACCGCUUUCAGUACGCCUCUUCUGACUAUGACAACCGCACCGUUCCUGUCACCGGCUUUAUUGCCUUUCCGUUCACGCCACAUAUGUCGCCGGACACUGAAGACAGCUCAAAGUAUAGACUCGCUGCCUUUGCACAUGGCACCGUGGGUAUCUUUGCUGGCUGCGCACCGUCCAAUGGACCCUUGCUCUAUGACUACGGCACCUGGCAGCAGGUAUUGCAGCGUGGCUAUGCUAUUGUCGCCACGGAUUAUGCUGGCCUAGGCAAUAACUAUACAACUCACAAGUAUCUCCAUCUACCUUCUCAUGCCAAUGACAUCUACUACUCCGUUGUGGCUGCACGCAAGCUCUUUGGGAGCUCGCUGACAGACAACUGGGUUAGCUUUGGCCAUUCGCAAGGAGCCGGUGCGGUGUGGAAGCUUGCGGAGAGUAUGCACGUUCGUAACGAUGCCUCCUAUCUGGGAACUGUGGCAAUUGCCCCUGCUACAUACCUCGCAACGCAGCUUCUCGAGGGAGCUACUAGUCUAGGUAGCGGUGGCGUGACAGGCAUUGGCUUUUUACCUCUUAUCCCAACUGCCGUGCAGCGCGUUAUUACAGAAUACAAGCCAUCGAUUCUCACGCCAGUCAUGCAGAAUCGCGUACAGAUGGCAACUAAGGCACAGCUCUGUCUCGAAGGCAUUCUUGGAUUGUCAAUUGACUUGAACACAACUCAGGUGAUUGAUAUCAGUGGCGCCGCCAAGGAUGUGCCCGUCUUGCAGCAGUUUCAAAACAUGACUGCUCCAGCGCAAGGCGACCACUCUCCAGCACCAAUUCUUGUUAUUCAGGGCCAGAAUGACACUGCAGUAUCAUGGAAGGUGACGGAGAAAGCCUGGGGCGCAUCAUGUGCAGUAGGCAAUGAGGUUCAUCUCCGUGUAUUUCCUACACAGGGGCAUCGGCCAAGUUUGACAGCGGGAGCGCCUGAGUGGCUGGCUUGGAUGGAUGCCAGAUUCUCAGCGCCAGUAACCAAAUCUUGUGCGCGAAAGGGAUGCACAAAGUAUACUCGAGAGCCAUUUAACUUGGCGUUUGUACGUGCGCCAACAGACAUUGAUCUGAAGCCAUAUCUAGGCUAGAAAGCGAACAGACCAUUCAAUACUAUAUUUUGGCUCUCUACCAAAUUCCUCAAUUGGUCCCUAACCUUGUGAUUCUCGCUAUCCUGAAAACACGGUUGUUAGACUGCGAUACAGAUGUCUAAUCACUAUCAUAAUUGAGGCUAAAUUAUAC